Messenger RNA from Stegostoma tigrinum, 467 nucleotides. Its product is annotated as transient receptor potential cation channel subfamily V member 5-like. The record is from RefSeq and is a predicted model, not a curated record. The transcript has 2 exons. The annotation marks the transcript as partial. Lineage: Eukaryota; Metazoa; Chordata; Chondrichthyes; Orectolobiformes; Stegostomatidae.
GUUCUUGCUACCACCUUCAUGCUGGAGCGCCGCCUGCCCAGGUUCCUGUGGCCUCGUAUUGGCAUCCACGGUGCCAGCUACGGUCUGGGGGACAACUGGUUCCUGAGGGUGGAGGAUAGAAACGCGACGACCUCCCGCAGGAUCCUCCGCUAUGUCCGACACUUCAGGCCAUCCCCUGGGGCCCGGCUGGUGGAGGAGGACGAGGCGGAGGCGGAGGUGGAGGAGGACGAGGCGGAGGCGGAGGGCCGUCGAGGUGAGGGGCCCCAGGGGAGGAAGAGGAUCGCGCACCAGGGCUGGGAGCUGGUCAGACGCACGGCCCUGGGCCCCGGCCCCUCCGAGUCCAGGGAGAGGGUCCACCACGUCUGAGGGAGCCGAGGGAGCACGGAGGGCAGUACCCCUCGCCCGGGACCCUCGCUAUCCAGCCCCCUCCUCAUCCCCACCCUCAUAACCCACCCCCCUCCUCAUCC